AACGGGCUUUAACAAUAGCAGGGCGUAUUUGUAUUCUAUUACCACUACACUACGACUAUUGACUGUUGUUUUGUAAUUGAAAUUUCAGCAGGGGCUAUGGUUCCGCUUCGGUUGUCGUGUCAUUUGCAUGACUGAAUGUAAAUUCUCGGUCUUCGGAGUUUAUCGACGUGACGUUUAUGCGGAAUGCAUACUUCGCACACAAAGAAGUAAACAGUUUACAAAGGAACUCGAGACAAAACUCAAACAUGGUCGCCUUGUUUUUACUCUUCUUUAACGAGUUCUAUCCUUCCUUUCCGCAGCGUCAGUUUAUUGAAGUAAAGUGUUAGCCAAAAACAAGGUGAGGAUGACGGCGCGUGGAAUUUUGCGGUGGAUCGUUUCUCGUUAUCUUUCGCUGUCACUCUGGCAGUCACUUCAGAUCGUGGUGAUCGUAAGCUACAUUUGGGCCCAAUAUGCCCUUCAUGUACAGCUAAGCAAUCGUUUAACGAAUAUCAUUGAAAGGCUAGACAAGCUUGAAGAUUACAUGAACGGCAAAGACUACAGAAAGGUACAGUUGAGGACUCAUGAUAUGAAGCAAAAGAAUGCUCCCUCUCGUGGAAAGCGAAAUGCGGACCUAGCAGGAAUGAACAACCUCUUACGGCGACUGGAGAGUUUGGAAAAUCGCUUUUCAGCUUCAAAAAAUUUCAGUGCGCAUGACGGUGGAGCGUUUUGUGUUCAGGGACCUCAAGGAACACAUGGAAUUCCGGGAAAAAAUGGGAUACCGGGGCAUGAUGGUAAGGAUGGAACGACUGGAAGAGACGGAAGAGACGGCAUCGACGGACGCGAUGGAGUACCAGGGAUAAAUGGAAUCCCAGGAAAGCAAGGAUCGCCGGGCAGAGAUGGUGCUACAGGACCAAAAGGGGACCAAGGCCAAAAGGGACACAGAGGAAAACAAGGCCCUCAGGGGCCCCCAGGCAACCCUGUGACGUGUUCCCAAAAAACAGCCUCAGGAAGUUCCAUGUUUAUUCGAUGGGGACGUAGUGUAUGUCCAUCUCGCACAGGCGCUGAACUAGUUUAUGAAGGCCGAGUAGCUGGGUGGCGCCCAACAGGAGAGGGCGGAGGAGCCGACUAUUUGUGCAUGCCUCUCGAUCCUCUUUACCUCAAGAGCUCUUCAUCGGGGUCCAACUCGAGGGUGCCCUUCUUUGGUGUAAAGUAUGGUCACGUGGAGGAUCUUUUUAUGAGGAAAGGCCGCAGGGGACCUCAUAUUAGUUACCUUGGUGUCCCAUGCGCUAUGUGUCGCGUGCAACAAAGAGGAUCCUCAAUGAUGUAUCCCGGAACCAAUGUGUGCCCGAAUGGAUUUUGGACCCGCGAGUACCACGGGUAUCUUAUGACGGACACCAACAACAACACGAGACCUGAGUACAUUUGUGUUGACGCUGAUGCUACUGGAGUAAAAGUGCCCUCCAACAAAAGACAAGCCGGGAAAGCUUUACUAACGUCAGUACAAGGACAGUGUGGAGUGUUGCCCUGCCCGUAUUACGAGCAGGACCGGGAACUGACAUGCGCAGUAUGCACAAUGUAGUAAAAUGGCAAUUAUGAUAAAACAAGCCGCGCUGAGUAGUUACCUGUUUUAAGAGGUUUUUUUUAUGUUCCGUCCGUUGCAACGCUGAAAAAUUGCAACAAACUACCAACAGACAAUCCAGAAAUGUGCAAAUUAUUUUAAUUACCACCUUUAAACAAGCGAGACCUUUGAAAACUGGUCGUGUAAUCGUAACAAAAAAACACAUCAAGUAUAUACUGUGAGAUAUAAUCGUAAAGGAAGCAGUCGUUAUUGUAGCCAAAUAUUAUCGAAGUUAAAGGAUAAAAUUGUAUUCAGAUUUAAUAACUUGUUAAUCGACGAAGGUCCGUUGACCAAGGUCAUCCAAAGUUCUGAUGCCACAACAAGGAAGCAUGAACAGUGUAAAUAUGUCGUGGCAGGUCACGAUUGAUCGAAUUCGCGAGAGUAACAAACGUGCCACCGGUUAUAAAUCGUUGUAAACUAUGACAAAAAUUUCGCUUGGUUUUCUUUCUUUUAUUUUUCGUUUAAAAAUAUCAUUAUCUACUGGUCAUGCUCUUGUGACACGAUGUUGGCACAACAUACACGACAGAAUAUUAAACGCUAUGCAACCGAA
Pocillopora damicornis (cauliflower coral) is the source of this 2147-nucleotide messenger RNA. RefSeq lists its product as uncharacterized. The record is from RefSeq and is a predicted model, not a curated record. NCBI's taxonomy places the organism in Eukaryota, Metazoa, Cnidaria, Anthozoa, Scleractinia, Pocilloporidae.